Acaromyces ingoldii is the source of this 2747-nucleotide messenger RNA. RefSeq lists its product as hypothetical. Bases 253 to 2613 code for a protein of 786 amino acids. Gene Ontology annotation, biological process: DNA replication initiation; DNA replication. NCBI's taxonomy places the organism in Eukaryota, Fungi, Basidiomycota, Exobasidiomycetes, Exobasidiales, Cryptobasidiaceae. The transcript is spliced from 7 exons. Gene Ontology annotation, cellular component: nuclear origin of replication recognition complex; nuclear pre-replicative complex; DNA replication preinitiation complex. Gene Ontology annotation, molecular function: DNA replication origin binding. The record is from RefSeq and is a predicted model, not a curated record.
ACAGCAGGCAGCGUACCCGUGCGCGACGUUGGGUGCCUAAUUUUUAGCCUGCUUUGUUGCCGCCGAGGCAGGAAGAACGUCGCUCAAACGAUAGUCUGGGCAAGCCAGGACGUUCAUGCGAACGGCUAGACGAGAUCAAGUACGCGUGUAAAGGACCUUGGACGCAAGUAAGGGUUCUAGGAUCAGAAGAAGGCAGGCAGGGCGCACAGGCGAGGGUCGCACGAGGUGAUUCUUCAUUUGCCAUGGACGAAGAUGGCUUCGAGAGCCUCGUCGAGACAAGGACCCACACAGUCGACGACCUUCAUCCCAUGCGCUACUAGAGGUAGAAAGGACGAGACUCUCGACCUCGCACAGUCAUUGCCAAUCCUUGACAAGUACGAACGCAUAGGUGGACGAGGUCCUGAGCUGCGCUACGCAGGUUACGUCAAGGCUAAAGAAGCGGCACGGAGAUGUUUCAAGGCAAGCUGCGCGGCCAUUUACUCCCCCGUCGUCGAGCAGCUUAGCGCCUUCGUGAGCCAGUCCUCUUCUUCGGUCCCCGAGACAAAUCAGUUCUUCCUCCCUGGAUUGAGUGGCGGCGACGAUUCUGCGUCUGGGAGUUCCAUUAGACUUCCGUCUGCAUGCUUGACAGGAGCUCCCCUCAACGCCCACGUCCAAAGAGGACUGAUCGGUCAGCUUACAGGGAAGUACCACUUCGUGCAACUGAACCCAAACGAUGGAUCAUCACUGCCAGCAGCCCUUCGAUUGCUGGUCGCGCAGGCGCUGGCGCAGACUGGAGCAACAUUUUCUACCAACAGUAAGGUAGAAAAGGCGGAUCUGAAGCUCCUUGAUACGUUGCCGAGUGGUGCAACGCUUGUCGUGUCGCUUAGGGGAUCCCCGGCUUGGGGCUCUGAUGUCCUCAAUGAUGUCAUUCAAGCGAUUCAUGGAUAUGUCGCUUGCUCCUCGGGUCCCAAGGUCGUCCUCUUCCUCGACGCACCAGCGGGCCAUCGGUCCCUGCUCGAUGUGCUUCAUCCGGACACGCUUCGACUCAUCGACAUCACCACCUUCACAUUGCCAAGCGGUCGACGCAUAUUUGAGAACUUUGUCGAGGAGCUGUAUUUAGGUGACAGUGCGCCCCAGGUCCAGCUAGGACACGAGACGCUCGAUCUUCUGCGACGGAGAUUUUUUGAGCAGGGUAUUGAGAUCGAUGAUGUCGUCAAGACCGUUGAGCUCGCUCUUUUUCAUCACUUUACUGUCAACCCGCUGAGCGCCUUGCUGGGCCUUGAGGACAAGACGAGCUCAGCGGAUGCGAAUGAGACUUGGCACGCAGCCUUCUUCGAACUGGUUCGGCAGCAUAUCCUUGGCGACAUGGACGGAGGCGAGCUAGCAAUACUUGAAGUCAUGCUUCCAGCUUCCAAGGGCAAGAGUAAGAUGCAAUAUCUUUCGACCCUGAUCGGCGAUGAGGAUGGAACGUCAUCGCAGCAACAUCUUGUAGAGGAUCUCCCGACGUUUUUGCGGGCCCUUGAUCGCUUCCGGCGCGAACGAAGGGUCGGCUUGCGGCUAUUGCAUCGGAUGGAGAAAGCUUUGAGAGCGAGCGGGGUUGCAUCAACGAGGGACCAAGCUGAUGAGGAAGGUGCUUUGGCGCUUGGGCCGAACUCAACGUCGAUGGCUGCGCUCAUAAUAAAGUUGCUUGAGACGGACGAGCGCCAUAACAGCUCUCUGAGUCGGACAACCCUUCUGGACGGAAACCUCUCGAGGCUGGCUGCUGCCAUUCGGAAGCUUGGGGCCAGCGACCUUGCGGCUCUGUUUGAGUUGCUCGACGCAGAUGGCCUGCUGAAACAGUCAUCAUCCCUGCGCAUCAUCAAAGAGUGUCAAGGAAAGAUCGAGGGCGUGCGUGAACAGAAGAGGCUGCAAGAAGAGGUGGACAGAGCAGUGCGGGGGUCACAAGAGGCCAGCCGUCUCGAUCUGGUCCAGAAGCAGCUCUUAAGGCAGGAAGAAUUCGAGGGCGCAAAGAAAGGUCUCGAGACUUGGCUUGUCCAGACGAUCCGAGAUCUUUUGAGACCGUCGAUACGGCCGCCGCUCUACUCCAGCCAGACUUACAAUGCGACGAAACAUCUCGCCUCUCUUAUCGACCCGAACCCUCGAGUCCAUCUUCUUGUUGGUCUAACGGAUCCCAGCUCGUACCUCGUCCCAUCGUCGAUCGAGGCAGAGGAUUCCAUGGACGCGCAGCGAGAGCAACCUGCGCCGCCUGACGUCUGUGUGGCCUACGACCUUUACAGGAAUGCAGGACGUAUGAUCAAUCUCGCCGAUUGGUUCGGUGCCUUUGAGCAUUCUGUCAAGCCCUCAAUGCUGCCUCGGCCAGCUGCGCAGGACAGUGUCGAGGCUGUAAGUGAGUCGCCGACCAAGCGACCGAGAGGAAAGAAACGGAAUUGGCAAGGUGAAGACGAGGACGAGGACGAUGAUGACGACGACAACGACAACGGUCUGGAACCACAGGAGGGAGAAAAAGCAAUGGUGCGGGCCAGGUUCGCGUUGGCCAUCAAUGAGCUCAGCCGGAUGGGCUUGUUGAAGAGAACCAGGAGAAAGGCGGACCACGUCCUGAGGACCAUCUGGGACCUCUCUGCCGCCGAUUUGUAGAGAGCGGUCGUCUUCUUACCAAACCCGCAUUCCUUUGUCCCUACCUCUCGGAAACCUUGUAAGUUGUACUCGUCAUUCAUCGUCAGCGGUCGGCUGCAAUUAUCGAUUUCAUCGCGGAAAAUAUGAACAAAUAG